Messenger RNA from Capsicum annuum, 4136 nucleotides. RefSeq lists its product as uncharacterized. Lineage: Eukaryota; Viridiplantae; Streptophyta; Magnoliopsida; Solanales; Solanaceae. The coding region runs from base 1008 to 3923 and encodes 971 amino acids. The record is from RefSeq and is a predicted model, not a curated record. Gene Ontology annotation, cellular component: nucleus. Gene Ontology annotation, biological process: telomere maintenance. The transcript is spliced from 11 exons.
UUUUUUUCUUUAAAGACUUUGGAAUUUUAAGUAGGCCUUCGGCAUGAAAAUUUAAAUUUAAAUUUUGAGAGUUGAAAAAUUGUGUUUGGCCAUACCUCAGGGGUCGUUUGGAAGAUCGUUUGGUUUGAGGUAUAAGAGAUAAGUAAUUUCGGGAUAAAAUGAUUCAUUAUUUUAUCGCAUGUUUGGUCGGAGAGAUUUGUCAAUCCCGGGAUAACUUAUCCCACCAUUUACACCAUAGUGAUGGGAUAACUUUAUCCCAUAUGCAUGGUGGGAUAAGUUAUUCUGGGUAAUCCCGGCAUAACUAGUCCCGGAAUUAAUUAUCCUGAAAUAACUAUUUCCUAGCCAAACGACCCCGAAUUCAAGUUGUAUUUAGAAUUUUUGUGUCCAAACAAUAUUUUUUGAAUAAAGUAAAGUAAUUUUCUGGAAAAUAGUGAACAAUUCUUAUCAUCAAACGGGGCCUAAAUGUACUAAAAAAUAACUUAAACGUGUAAAACUGAAAACAAGUAUUGGGUUGUUAAAAUAAAAUAAUUUUUCGAAAAAAAGUGAAAAUAUCUUAUGGGGCCUAAGAUUUCUGAAAUUGGGUGUACCUCUGGAGAAGAAGAAAAAAUGUAGUAAGUGAUAAAUGAUCCCUAGUUCUAUAGUGCUGCUCAGAUAUUGAAGUGCUUGGGAUUCAUGAUAUAUCAUCCAUCUAUAGUUGGCUCAAUCAAAGCCACAUCAACAGUCAAAGCGUUCAUGGCUUCAAAGUUUGCUGCUAUAGUGGUUAGUUGUUGGCCGAUCUGAUCAGGAGUCGACAUGAUAUGUUCGCUAUGGGAAGCGUUAGCCCGUGUGUUAACCAUGACAGAUCUUACUGCGUUGAUACCAAUGAUAGAUACUAGGAUGCAGAAGGGAUGGAGAAUGUUGGUUAAAGAAAGUGUGAUGAUGCCAGGGCUAUUGUUGAUUCCCUCAUUAAAGUCAUUACAACCACCAAGAUUAAGUCUGUUUGCAACUUGGGAGUCUGGUGUAUAUCAAUGCAGCAGUUUAACUCAUCGCUUCUAGAUGCAAAUUUCCACUCUUUGCUGAGGGCAAUUACUUAUGCUCUUGACAAUCCUAUUGGUUCUCUUUCAAUCACAUUUGAGGCAAUGCAGGCUGUAAUGAAGUUGGCAAGUACAUCAGCUGAAAAUAUGAGAGCCAUGUCAAACAUAUGGGCUCCUCCAGUUUAUAGAAGACUUGUCAGAAGCGAUAAAAGGGAAAGAGACAUGUCAGAACGUUGUUUACAAAAAGUCUUGAGUGUGAUAUGUCCUCCACCCGUGAUUCUUUCUAAGGCCCUUGUCAUAGAUUUAAAGAAAACUUUGCUUUUCAUGAUGGAGGAGCUGCUGAAUCAAGGAUUGAAGAUUCAAACUCUCCAAGUAUGGAAAUGGUUUAUGCGUUUACUCGGACCUUAUGGAAUGAAAAAUAAGCAUUUGGUUAACAAAUUGCUUAAAAUUCCAGAACAAACUUUUACGGACCUUGAUCCACAGAUUCAGAAUGCUUCACUGGUUGCGUGGGAAGGUCUCAUUGAUUCUUUAAUCUUCUCACAACCUUAUGCUCCUAAAAGCAAUGCACUUGUAAAGAAUCCUACUGACCAAACGGUACUCAAAGGAAGUAAUCCAACUGAAGCUGAUGGGUUUUCCAAAAAGAUUAAACUUGUGAUGACACCCCUUAUAGGAAUCAUGUCAAGUAAUUGUGAUGCGUCUGUCCAUGUAUCCUGCCUGAAUACAUGGUCUUAUCUUCUAUAUAAGCUCGAGAAGUUAGCCAGCUCCCAUUCGGUGGUUAAAACAGUUUGGGAGCCCGUCUUGGAAGUCAUCAUCAAGGUUGGACCUGUCAAUAAAAAUAUCUGGUCUUGGAGCUUCUGCAUUGAGCUACUCGAUAAUUUUAUUUCAGCAGGAAAUAACGAUGUAAAUAGUAAGUUGAAUGACCAUAAGGCCACGAGACUUCCAGAAUCUGCAAAAUACUCAUGGAAGUACUAUCCAAUUAAAUGGUCACCUUUGGAUCUUGGCAACUUGGAAUUUUUCAUAAACACAAUUCACGGUCUGAUCAUUAACGGGUUAAAUAUUACUCUGUCCGGUGAAGUCAGGACAGUAACGUACAGUGCUGCCUCAAGUUUGUUCCGAUCUCUUCUGGGACCUGUUAAACAUUUCCUGAAGUCUGACCUUAUAACUUAUGAUGAGGUUAUCUUAUCUUUGAAUAUGAUGUUAAAGUUUUUGAAGAGUUUAUAUGAAAAUAUGCGUUCAAAGGAUGGUGGUAUAGAUGAUUUGCUGCCUCUUUUACUUCAGCUUUUGGAGGCUUUUGUUGAUGAAUUAGAGCCAUCAACAUUGCAAUCUCCUCUUUACAAAGUGGCGCUAGACUUAAAAAAUAUUGAGACGUCAGAGCCAGUCUAUAGAUUCAAAAGUGCAAAGGUACCAGAUAUCUGCUUUAUGAAUUGUAUGGAGAAGGUCUCACCAAUUGCGUAUAUUACUUUGCUCUAUUUCCAUGCAGUAACCAAGGCAACAUUGAAAGAACCCGAUUAUGACAUAGUUGAAGGGAUACACAGAUAUGUCAAGCUUUUGCUGUCUUCAUACGAACCUUUGGAAAUUCUCCAUCUCUUUGUUAGUUUAUUAUAUACAGAGAAGAUGCUGCAUUGCUUUGAGAUCUGGGUAGCUCUGGCGAAUUGUCUGAAGGAUUACAUAGAUAAUCAUGACUUUCGCUCACUUAUCAAAUUGCAGUUGGAUAGUCCUGAUUAUGUUACAAUAAUACAUUUCCUGUGUUAUCCAUUUGCUGCCUAUUCUUGCCUUAAGGCGCAUCUCAAGCUUCAGCAUGUUAUUGAAGAAUGGACAUCACUUUACAUUUCUCUUAGUCGGGCAUCUGAAAAUGGUCAUCCUACUAUUAUUGAGGACCUGUUAUCAAUGCUUUCUUCAUAUUUCAAUGAAGCAUUGACUAAUGGUGAUCUUGUCCCUGAACCUCAGUCAAGCGUAAAUGGUCAGGAUAUCAAUGUUCGUUUAUUGUUCGGAGAAGCAAUGAUAUGUGCCGUAGAACAAGCUUCUUUGAUAGCAAAAUCUGAAGCUAAAGAGAGUGAAAGUUGGAGAUCCAGCAAUAUCAAAAGUAGCUUGGAAUUCGCUUCCUGCCUUGUGAAGUUAUCUAGGACAAACGAUGAAACUAAUGCAUCAACCAGUCUCAUCGAGAAAAGGCUGCUAUCAUCAAUGGUUCACUUUGUUGGCUGUUUGCACCUGCAGAAGGAUAUAACAUUAUUCAUUGAGAUCAUGACCAGGACAGUACUUCGGUGGCUGUCACAUUUUGAAGCUCAAGACAGUAACUUCAAAUAUCAACUUCGACAGUUAUGGAUUGGAACAUUGAACUGUUUGCAGAAAACGCGACCAAUAAUAGAAUUUAAUUCCUCUUUUCUUAAGCUCCAAGAGCCUCUUCUUGAGAAAACUCUUGAUCAUCCAGAUCUCAUCAUUUUCAACUCAACUGUGAACUUCUGGAAUUCUACGUUUGGAGAGCAGACUAAAUUGGACUACCCUGAAAGCUUACUUUCAGUCCUGGACAAGCUAUCUAGGAGAGGAAAAAUAAAGCUCGGAAAAAACAGCUCGUUAGCCAAUAAUGACAGUUCCAAUGUAGAUGAAAUUACAGUUCCAAAUAGAUUCAAGGUGCCAACAACACUGCGUAGGUGCUCAAAACGAGUUGAACUCAUGGGUAAUGUAGCAAAUAGUUCGGGGGGGAAAUCAAAACGGAGACACACUGAGCUGACUGAGCAUCAAAAAGAAGUGAGGAGAGCACAACAAGGUCGGUCAAUGGAUUGUAGCGGACAUGGUCCAGGAAUUAGGACAUAUACCAGUGUUGAUUUUUCUCAAGAAAAUGAAGAAUCACAAGAAAGCCAGGACAUUCGAGAUGCAGAUACUAUUUUGGAAAUGUUGCGCAAAGUUCAUUAAUCUCUAUUUUUUUUUUAACUUGAUACAAUGUUGCAAUUUUAAUAGUAACGCGUUGUAUACAUGUAUAUUCUGAUAGGCGUCUCUAAAACUGCUUCGUUCUGGCUCUGAUCUGUUAUUCGUUUCUGUGCAUUGCUUCUGUAAGAGUUACUGCUAUGAAAACAUCGUGUUUCUUCAUCAAAAUCUGCUCAUCAGGAGAGCAGCAUCAUUCUUUAA